CUGAGCUGUCUGCCAGCCACAACUGAAAGGAUUAUAACCACUGUCUUUUUGUGAACUCACAAUGUGCAAAGGACUAGCUGCGCUGCCUGCCUCAUACCUUGAAAGAGUGAAGGAAUUUAAGGCUCGCUUUGGAAGCUUCCUCCAAAGACAAGACUGGAGUCUGCCCUUCCUGCCCUACAAAGAAGGAAAACCCAGACCUACCUUGGAGGAAUGUUUGCAGUGGAAAGAAUCAUUUGAAAAGCUUCUGUCAAGUAAACAUGGAUUGUACGCCUUCAGGGCCUUCUUGAUUUCGGAGUUCAGUGAGGAGAACAUUGCCUUCUACUUGGCAUGUGAAGACUUCAAAAAGACCAGAUCAGCAGCCAAGCUACCAUCCAAGGCAGAGAGAAUAUUCAAUGAGUUCAUCGGGACUGAAGCACCCAGAGAGGUUAAUAUUGACCAUGAGACCCAGGAUAUCACCAAAGCCAACUUGCUUCAUCCGACAACAUCCUGCUUUGAAAAGGCACAGCACCUGAUCUACAUCCUGAUGGAGAAAGACUGCUAUCCACGGUAUCUGCGCUCCGCCGGAUACAGAGACCUCAUCAGUCAGCUCACGUUCGGCAAACAGCAUCCAAUGUGCCAGAAGAAGGCGUGAACAAAUGGGAGAUGACCACAACCACCAUAUGAAAUCACAAGAAAGGUCUAUAAAGUCCAGCAGAGAAAAGAAGUGAGGACCACAAGGACGGUAGAGGGUCACCAGUGGAUGUGAAGA
Messenger RNA from Clupea harengus (Atlantic herring), 748 nucleotides. RefSeq names its product regulator of G protein signaling 16 (gene rgs16). NCBI's taxonomy places the organism in Eukaryota, Metazoa, Chordata, Actinopteri, Clupeiformes, Clupeidae. The record is from RefSeq and is a predicted model, not a curated record.